This is a messenger RNA of Panicum hallii, 2167 nucleotides long. RefSeq lists its product as uncharacterized. The record is from RefSeq and is a predicted model, not a curated record. NCBI's taxonomy places the organism in Eukaryota, Viridiplantae, Streptophyta, Magnoliopsida, Poales, Poaceae. Bases 469 to 1575 code for a protein of 368 amino acids. The transcript has 2 exons.
AAAUUCAGAGAACGGUUUCACGGUUCCACCACAACGUUGCCUAGUCUGAGGAGAGUCCACGGACCACUGCCCUCGUUUCCCUUCCCCCCCUCUUGUGGGCCGGUUCUCUCCACCGCCUUCAUCCAGAUCCACGCAUCCUUCCAUCCGCCGCAAUCCCGGCCUCGCCUUCCUCCCGAUCGCCGUCGUCCUCAUCUAGUCUGGACCGGACUCCCAAUUCCCAACUCCGCCCUGCACCGCUGCACGUGAGGAGGUAAGGCGAAUCGAUUCGCGUCUGUACUAGCUUGCGCGGCGCGCCCGUGCGACCGGCUGCGGCCCGCUGGCGUGCGGCACGGGACGCAUCCUCGCCGUGGCCCGUGGAGCUGCGGGAGGCCCCCGGUCCGGCAGGCGCAGGGAGAUUCGGAGGGGGAGGGAGACAGACAGGCAAUCAGGCCACACGCCACGCAGUGAUUCCUGUGCAGUUUGGUGAAGAUGACAAAUACAGAGAACUUGUUCAAGAUGGCAAAUGCAGACACAGAUACAGCUGCACUACACAAGGAAUGGGAUGAUGCUCUGUGCCCAAUAUGCAUGGACCAUCCGCAUAAUGCUGUCCUUCUGUUGUGCAGCUCCCAUGAUAAAGGAUGCCGAUCCUACAUAUGUGAUACAAGCUAUAGGCAUUCAAAUUGCCUAGACAGGUUCAAGAAAAUGAAAGUGAAUGAUGGGGAGAGUUCUUCACACCCAAGCUCAUCCGUGCCUGGGGGUACAAGAAACCAAAAUGCUGUCCAGAGAUCUCGUUUUGGUCUCACUAGAGAGAGCCCCAGGUUACUCAUAGACAUAUCUGAACCUAAUGAAGCUUCCAAUCGUCAAGAUGCCAUAGCUGGAGAACAGGAAGAAAAUAACUACAAUGAAGGCCCAGAUUUGACAUUGGAAGCUCAGGAGGUGACCAGUGGCCCUUUGGAGUCAAAUGACGUGUCGAGCUCAAACCAAUUGUUGUGCCCACUGUGCAGGGGCACCGUUAGUGGCUGGAAGAUCAUCAAAGAAGCCAGACAGUAUUUGGAUGAGAAACCGAGAGCUUGCUCACGGGAAGCCUGCACAUUUUCUGGUAAUUACAGGGAGAUUCGUAGACAUGCCAGAAGGGUGCAUCCCACAACAAGGCCUGCUGAUGUGGAUCCAUCAAGGCGCCGUGCGUGGCACCGCCUGGAGCAUCAACGGGAGUAUGGUGACAUAGUGAGUGCAAUCAGGUCCGCGAUGCCUGGGGCAGUUGUGUUUGGUGAUUAUGCUAUUGAAGGUGGUGAAAUGUUUUCACAUGACCGGGAAACCAGCGGCCCAAGUGAACCAAGUGGAUCUCUGCUGACAACAUUUUUUCUAUUUCAUAUGCUCAGCAGUAGUCCGAUUAGAUCAGGUGAUGAGCCAAGAGGUGCAUCAAGGGGCCUGAGAAGGCAGAGGCGACGUUAUCUGUGGGGAGAGAAUUUAUUAGGUCUCCAAUACGAUGAUGAUGAUGAGCAGGAGGAUGAGGAAGAGCACGACCUAGAUGAAGAGGUUCAGAGACCGAGGAGUCGCAGGAGGUUCAUAAGAUCAAGAUCAGAAGAGCGAGCAUAAUGCAUGUGUAGCUGUGGUAAUUACAUCCUUAACAGCUGUGAAGUUCUUUUACCAAGAACUCAUGAUGACACCUUGCAUGAUAUUUUCCAUGCCAGUGGAGAUGCGGGUGAUGUGCUUUGUCAUAUUGUUAAAAUGCUGUGCAUAUCCCUGCAAUCGAAGACCAAAAAGCGAGUGGACCUCAAGUUCAAGUUUGGAUUAGUCAAAUGGGUUCGGCACCAUCCAUGAGGCCCUCUUCAUUGUGACACUCAGGGAGAACAUUUAUUCUUAGGGCACAGCUGACAGCUCUAUCUCAUUAGAAGUGACCUGGAAGUUUGGUGUUUGGAGAUGCUCGCUCCAUCACAGCUGGAGCUGUUGCUGAUGCACCAUGUGUUGUUUAUUUUUCGUGUCACCUGCAUCUGUUCCGGUUGAUAUCCUUGUUCAACUGAAGUGAGCAGAGUCGCAUUUCCUGAAACGAUGGUUCACAUUAUGUGCAUACUUGUUACCAACCAUUUCAGACCACUGGCAGACUUUGUGUGCGUCUGUUCUUGUAAUUCAAAUGGUUGCCACCAUUGGCUUGUCAAUCCAAACCAUACGAAAGUUUGAUGGACGAGGA